This is a messenger RNA of Vicia faba (fava bean), 678 nucleotides long. The record is from the annotation of a GenBank genome assembly. Lineage: Eukaryota; Viridiplantae; Streptophyta; Magnoliopsida; Fabales; Fabaceae.
AUGAUAGGAAAAAAGAAAAGGAUGAACGCUUAUGUUAAUGAAAAAGAUAUCGAGGAGAAAAGCCAUGAACAAGACGUUGUUGUUAUAAAAUCUUAUGGAGUUCAUAUGAUGGGCAUAAUGAUUAGAGGAAAGUUUGAUGGUUAUUCUAGAGGUGUUUCUUCUAUCUCCAAGCCUAAAAUAAAGGUAUUUAAUAAUCCUCCUAGUGAGAAUGUGAUUAAUGUUACUCAGAAUGUUGAGCUUCCCUCCACUGAAACUAGUCAUGAGAACCCUAUGCAUGAUGCCCCAACUCACUCUGAGCCUAAAGAGGUUGGUGAAAAUGUUAAUGAAGAUGUCAAUGAUAAUGUCAAUAAAGAUGUCACUGGAGAUCUCAACGAGGAUGAGUUUGUAAGGGAAGAUGUUAGUAAUGAUGACAAUCAGGUUAUGGAUGAUGACAUUGUUGAUGAAGUUCUUGUUGUUAGAAAAACAAAGAAGGUGUGUGAAAAAGAAGUCCUGUUGUCUUAUUUAGUAGGUACUAACAAUAAAAUAAAUAAGACUAUUGCUGAUAAGAAAAAGGUUGUGGUUGACAAGAAGAAUAAGAAUACCGAGAAGAAGAAAAUGAAAAUUGUUGAAAAGGAGAAGAACAAUUCUGAUAAAGACAAGUUCGUGAAAAGAAAAAAUAUUGUUCCUAGCAUCACAUAG